CCUCGUCCUUCGUUGAGCAUCAACUACUGACUGUUAGUAACAUCAAUCAUGUCUGCUACUUAUUCUUCAGACGAGGACACUAUAAAUGAUGUAUUUGGCCUGUCAAAACUUCCUGCCAGCAAAAAACCGCGCACGGUCCAGGACAAACUUGUGUCUCAGGCCGCCCCUCAUGUUCUCGCUGAAGACCCUCUAAAUCAAACAUCGCUAGUGACACGGCCGACGGACACGCAGAUGAAUGUUAACAUUCCCUACAGUGAAAUGAUGUUGCCGCUCCAGGGUCCCGAGAAUCCAUUCGGUGAUUCAAACCGGUUUAUCAAUCAAAAUGCACUCGCGGGCCAUGUGGAAGAACAAUCAAUGUCAGACCAUGCGUUCAAUGCCCAGCAUCUGACACAUUCCAUCCUCGGCUACUCGGUCAAUCCGUCGAUUGAUCCCAACGCACCGUCUAUUAUUGGCUCAGUCGAAAAGGCUCGCGAAAAUGGCUUUGCAACAAUUGAUACCUUGCGAGCUACCAGCUCUCAGAAAAAGGAAUUGAAACGAAAGAGAAAGAACAAGGGAGAUCUUGGUGUCGUCGAGGACACUGGUGAUCAGCCGCAGGAAGAAGAUGAGCCCGAGCCGGUAAUUCACAAGAAGAAAGCGAAACCAAAGCUUGGCGCCUAUGGCCAAGAAACCUCCGUCUUCCAUGGAAAAUCUAUGACCGACUAUCAAGGCCGAACAUAUAUGUAUCCGCCUCUGGCGGAAGCGCCUCAUAUUGGCGGUGAGGUAGGCUCCCAAGAGACAUUUAUUCCAAAGACGUGCAUCCAUACUUGGACCGGUCAUACGCAAGGCGUCUCGGUGAUCCGAUUAUUCCCUGAAACUGGCCAUCUCCUUCUUAGCGGAUCUAUGGACACAAAAAUAAAGCUGUGGGACGUGUAUACUCAUGGAAAUUGUCUCAGGACUUUCCAUGGCCAUACACAGGCCGUUAAGGACGUCACGUUCUCUAACGAUGGUCGAAAGUUCCUGUCGUGUGGAUAUGACCGCCAGAUGAAACUAUGGGAUACCGAGACUGGCCAGUGUCUAAAGCGGUUCAGUAAUGGCAAGACUCCCUAUGUUGUGCGCUUCCAUCCGGAUGAAGACAAACAACACAUAUUCCUCGCUGGUAUGUCGGAUAAGAAGAUUAUUCAGUAUGACAUGAAUUCCGGGGAGAUAACCCAAGAGUAUGACCAGCAUUUGGGUCCUGUCAACACUAUCACUUUCGUCGACGAGAACCGACGUUUUGUGACGACGUCGGACGAUAAGACCAUCCGUGCUUGGGAUUACGAUAUCCCAGUCGUGAUAAAGUACAUAGCAGAACCUCAUAUGCACUCGAUGCCAGCAGUAACGCUUCACCCUUCAAAGAAAUACUUUGCUGCGCAAUCGUUAGACAAUCAAAUUCUUAUCUACAGUACAGAUAAUUUCCGGCAAAACAGGAAGAAAAGGUUUGCGGGACAUUCCGUGGCUGGGUAUGCUUGCCAGGUUGGGUUCUCUCCAGAUGGCAAGUGGAUAAGCAGUGGUGACGGCGAGGGGAACGUGGUGUUCUGGGACUGGAAAACGGGGCGUAUUAAAUCCAGGCUACAGGCUCACUCAAAGGUUGUCAUCGCACAUGAGUGGCUACCACACUGAGUCGUCUAAAGUUGUAACGGCGUCGUGGGAUGGCUUGAUAAAGCUAUGGGACUGAGUAUUUCAAUACUCGCAUCUAUUGUAUUCUGUAUGCAUACAUCAUAUAUUUGUUUGACCGGUCAGGUGCUGUAAG
Suillus subalutaceus is the source of this 1768-nucleotide messenger RNA. Its product is annotated as pre-mRNA splicing factor. Gene Ontology annotation, molecular function: mRNA binding; protein binding. The record is from RefSeq and is a predicted model, not a curated record. Gene Ontology annotation, cellular component: catalytic step 2 spliceosome. Gene Ontology annotation, biological process: mRNA splicing, via spliceosome. Lineage: Eukaryota; Fungi; Basidiomycota; Agaricomycetes; Boletales; Suillaceae. The coding region runs from base 49 to 1638 and encodes 529 amino acids. The transcript has 8 exons.